AUGGCUCUCUUACCGGACCUGGUUAUCAACCAAAUCUUCCGACUUGUUACCACUAAAACCGCUGUUCGCAUGAGCUUUCUUUCCAAGCAAUGGGAAGGCAUGUUGUCUUCACUCCCCAUGUUAGACUUUGACGAGGGUGGUGAUCAUCGGUUUGACCAAAACGACAACUUUAUUCAGCACAGCAAGUUCAUCAACAUCUUACAAAAGUAUUGGGAACUAUGUGAGAAAGAUCGAGAAGCAACAAAAACAACUCCCUUAGACAAAUUCAGGCUUCGCAUGACGAGAUACUCAUCUAGAGACGCCAGUAUGGUGUAUAAGUUACUGUCUAGUUCAAUCGAGAGAAGCGUGAAAGAGUUGGAUAUCAGCCUUAGAGGGUGUACCGUGAAAAAUUACUACUACCUGUGCCGGACCAACCUUAUCAAUGCAAAAACUCUAACCACUCUAAAUUUGGAGUAUGUGAGGAUGAAGAACAUUGACAGUUGUGUCGAGCCUAUUGACUACUCUAUCUCUCUGCGCCUUCUUCCUUCUUUGAAAACCAUGUCUCUUAAAACUGUUCAAUUUGAUCACAAUGCUCUCUUCUUCUUAGUUUGGGAGUGCCCUUUCAUUGAGCAUCUUUCCUUGGCUUCAUGUUCUUUUGAACUCUCCGAGAUUCGUCUUUUAAGUCCCACACUCAAAUCCUUGGAAAUUAAGCACUGCAAGGCUUCUCAAGCUGUACUUUAUGUCGAAGAUCUUGAAUCUCUUUCCAUCGUUUCAUCAGACUUUCCGUUGGAAGGCGUGAUCUUGGAAAGAUGCUUCAAAUUGAAACAUGUUAAUAUAUGUGCUCAGUUCUUGGAAUGGUUUUAUUUACAAGGACAAUGCCAUGAUGUUAAUGCCGUAAUCGACGCUCCAGCCCUAUUUUUUUUCAGUUUCAGAGGUCAUUUAGAGUCCAAAUUUUCUUUGAAAGCUCCAAAUUUACGUAAAUCCCGUAUCAUACUAUUGAACGAAGAAUUAUCCUCCUUCACCGGGCAAUGGAAGCAUUUUCCUAAACUGAAAGAUUUUCUCCAAGAAUUUGGUAGUUGCAAAGAGAUGGUCCUCUAUGUUGACGAUUUUGAGGUUCUCAUAUUUCCAGAAGAUUUCAGAAAGACCUUGGCUUCACCAAUAUUGGCAGAUCUCGAAUUUCUAGAACUUACAAUUGAGAACCCUCCUACAUAUGAGAGAGAUAAGCAAAACUUGAAGGACUCCUUGCAUUGGAUGGCACCUGCUCUGAAGCUUAUUGAGUCGGAUGUGUAUUUAAACUAG
Messenger RNA from Rosa chinensis, 1278 nucleotides. Its product is annotated as putative F-box/LRR-repeat protein At4g00320. The coding region runs from base 1 to 1278 and encodes 425 amino acids. The transcript has a single exon. Lineage: Eukaryota; Viridiplantae; Streptophyta; Magnoliopsida; Rosales; Rosaceae. The record is from RefSeq and is a predicted model, not a curated record. Gene Ontology annotation, molecular function: protein binding.